AUGACAUUUAAAAUAUUUCCGUUUCAUUGUAAAAAGAUAAAUGUUAGCUGUAGCACCGUGAUUUUGGCCAAAAAACAUAAUGUAGGUGGAAAUAUUUGGAUAGCACGCUGGAACAAAAUUUUGCAUCAUAUCGAGGUUAGCUAUCACUUGAACCACUUAAAAUGUUUUAGUGAUCAGAAUUGUCAUCAGAAGUUCUCCAUUUACACUUCUGAAUCUUGUUUCUCAAAAAAUUGUUAUAUCCGAAAUUCACAUCUACCGUGCGAUGGAAAAGAACAUUUUGGUGGUUGGAUGUGGGGGUAUUGGUUGUGA
Molecule: messenger RNA, 309 nt
Organism: Vavraia culicis subsp. floridensis
Lineage: Eukaryota; Fungi; Microsporidia; Pleistophoridae
Exons: 1
Coding region: 1-309 (102 amino acids)
Source: RefSeq, a predicted model, not a curated record